This is a messenger RNA of Protopolystoma xenopodis, 393 nucleotides long. Lineage: Eukaryota; Metazoa; Platyhelminthes; Monogenea; Polystomatidea; Polystomatidae. The record is from the annotation of a GenBank genome assembly.
AUGGCUCGGAAACGUGUCUUCUCAGCGCACUCUUCCUAUCCUCUCUCCGUCGCUUCCAGCGAACCUGCUCGCAUUCAUACGCUCCCGUUCGUUCGGCCCGCCGUUGAAACCGAGUCCGUCGGCGUCUUGUCGCCGCCUCAGUCCCCGCCGAGACCGUCGCCGAGUCUGCGUCGAUUGAGAGUGGCCUCGUCUCCACAGACGCCUCCCCGACGGAGGCCACCGACACCGGGACUGAUCUUGCCAAACCCCAGCCCGGCAACCAGUUUUGCGCCGUCGGUCUGCGCCACCUCCACCCCGCAUCUUCUCACGCAACACCGCGCACCAACGCGCCUCCCCAGCCCCCCAAGCCUCGCAUGUCUGCCUUGCCGACGGUCGCCCCCUGCGACGGUAUAG